Penaeus chinensis is the source of this 930-nucleotide messenger RNA. Its product is annotated as glycine-rich cell wall structural protein-like. The record is from RefSeq and is a predicted model, not a curated record. Bases 1 to 930 code for a protein of 309 amino acids. Lineage: Eukaryota; Metazoa; Arthropoda; Malacostraca; Decapoda; Penaeidae. The transcript is spliced from 8 exons.
AUGCCCUAUUUUGUUCUGCGAUCUCUGACAGGAAGCGACAAGGGCUGGACACAGGAGACAUGUUCGCUCAGGAAUAUGCUCACUAAGCCGCGGGUUGGCACGGAUAUUGCGCACAGUCUGGCCAGACUUCAAACCGGAAAGCUUUGCACAAUGAAAUAUCCUGUCGCUCUUCUGUUGGUGGUAGCCAUGGUGGCAUGUGUCAUGGCGGGAGGCUCUGGAGGCGGUUAUGGAGUCUAUGGAGGAGGCCGUGGAGGCUAUGGAGGCGGUUAUGGUGGCGGCUACGGAGGCGGUCAGGGAGGCUCUGGAGGCGGUUAUGGUGGCGGCUACGGAGGCGGUCAUGGAGGCUAUGGUGGCGAAUACACGUAUCGCGCUACAGGCAUUUCCGUUGAAAUUGUGCGUUUCGUAGUGCUACGGUGUUCAGCGGAAUAUAGGAAUGUAGAAAUGAUUCUCACAAAACCUGAAGCACAGUCUAGCCUGACUUCAUACCGGAAAGCUUUGCACAAUGGUAAGUAUAUUGCUUUGAGUGAAAGCGUGUGCAUGUUUCCGCACAAAUACACUGUCGGACUUCUGUUGGUGGCAGCCAUGGCGGCCUGUGUCCUGGCGGGAGGCUCUGGAGGCGGUUACGGUGGCGGCUACGGAGGAGGCCGUGGAGGCUAUGGUGGUGGUUAUGGCGGUGGUCGAGGAGGCGGCUAUGGUGGCGGUUAUGGCGGCGGCUACGGAGGCGGUUUUGGCGGCGGUCGCGGAGGCUAUGGUGGGGGCUACGGAGGCGGUUACGGUGGCGGCUACGGAGGCGGUCGUGGAGGUUAUGGUGGUGGUUAUGGCGGCGGUCGUGGAGGCGGUUAUGGGGGAGGUUAUGGUGGCGGCUACGGAGGCGGUUUUGGCGGCGGUCGUGGAGGCGGCUACGGCGGUGGCUACGGAUACGGGAAAUAA